Messenger RNA from Ostertagia ostertagi, 564 nucleotides. The record is from the annotation of a GenBank genome assembly. NCBI's taxonomy places the organism in Eukaryota, Metazoa, Nematoda, Chromadorea, Rhabditida, Trichostrongylidae.
AUGGCUUCGAGACUAUGUGAAUGUAGGCAGCCUGAUAUGGUUGACCAGCUUAUUCGUAAUGUUGGUCCAUCGAAGGCCAUGCCGGCAAUACAAGAACUUUUUGCAACCAAUUCGUCUGCUAUUGAAGCGAUGCCAGCAUCAACUUUAUGUCAGUACCUUCACUACGAUCUGCAGCGGCGAAAAGUAGCCAAAGUGGACGAAGGAAGCGCAGUUCACACGAUAGUGACGCGAGUACGGGCAGCUUUUGCCAAUGCUUCCGUGCAGGAUGACUGUGUGAGCGCCGUUCAGUUCCUCCUCGACAAACGAACGGCUUUUAACGUCCGCGAGCGCCUUGGUGCUAAGCUUGUAUUGACUGUUUUAUUUACGGAUCCGAACGAAACUAUGGAUUUGGACCAAACUGUCGAAGGUGUAUGGAUGCGCGGCUUACAAACGUCGCCCUUCUAUUCGAGAAUCGCGAUGACCGGUUCAGGUGGCCGUCGUGGCAGCCCUCUACAACAAUUUUAUACAUCUGAUUUGAAAAUCACUGCUAGCAAUCACUAUGAGCCAACUUCAAAGCAUAUGUAG